Messenger RNA from Lingula anatina, 2114 nucleotides. RefSeq lists its product as uncharacterized. NCBI's taxonomy places the organism in Eukaryota, Metazoa, Brachiopoda, Lingulata, Lingulida, Lingulidae. The record is from RefSeq and is a predicted model, not a curated record. Gene Ontology annotation, molecular function: protein binding.
AUGGCAUGUCUGCGGUCAAUUUCACCACUGUCAGACACCUCUGAUAAUUCCAUAGUAGAAAAUAUAGAUGAUGACAAAGAUCUGAGUAAUUCAGAUUGGUUGGGAUAUAUACAUGAUAAAAGUUCCAUCAAUUUCAAUGACCCAUAUGUGAAAAUCUACGUUCAGUCUUGUGAAGAAUUGCAAGUAGCAGCCAUGACUCCAAUACUUAGUAUGCUGAGUACAGCAGAGGUGAAAAUAAGACACAGGGGAAUUCUACCUCUGGGAGCUGCAGCUCUUGCCAAAGCUCUAAAGGACAAUCCAAAUGUAGAGGUUUUAGACCUGGAAGACAACAGCAUCAAGGAAGAAGGUGCAAACCAUAUUACUGAGAUGUUAUUAGAAAAUGAUACUAUCACAUAUCUGAACAUAAGUCAGAAUUUCAUUACUGCCAGUGGGUUUGCUGCACUAGGUCAGAUGCUUGGGAUGAAUAUGACCCUGAGGCACUUGGAUCUCUCAGGGAAUAAAAUGGAAAUUUUUGAUGUCAAGACUUUAUGUGAAGGAAUUCAGGAGAGCUCCCUAUUGACCUUGUGCAUGAAUGGUUGCCAGAUAGUUGAGGAAGCUGCCCAUGUCCUUGGAAAAGCUAUUGAACAACACAGAAGACUUCAGCACCUGGAGUUGUCAUUUAAUUGUAUCAGAAAGAAAGGAGCAGUGGCUAUAUGCAAGGGAGCUAAGGAAUGCCACACGCUGAAACACCUCGAUGUAUCUUGGAAUGGGUUUGGAUUUGAAGGCAGUAUUGCUGUCUGUGACAUGCUAAAGGGAGACGUGCAUCUUGAGUUCCUAAAUCUUGCUGGGAACAGGAUUGAUUGGACCUGUGUUCCACCCAUUGCAAAAGGGAUCUGUUUAAACAGCUGUUUAAAAAAACUUCUGAUUGGACAGAAUCCUCUGACCAAGGACGGAGUCAUGGGACUGCUCAAGGCUGCAGGAGUUAAAACCAACCGUUUGGAGCAUUUGGGAUUAGAGGCUGUUCCAGUAAACACUGAUAUUAUUAACAGUGUGAAAAGAAUGCAAAAGACGAGAACUUUCACUUUCACACAUGGAGGACUCUUCAAUUCUGAUGACAUGAUUGGUGUUAAAAGAAAGAGCAAAGAAGACCCCCUAAGCAUACUGACCAGAUACUUGGGAGGGAGAGGGAUCCGUGUGAUGGAUUUGUUUCGCACUUUUAACAAGGACAGUGAACAACGGAUUUCUCGGGCCAGUUUUAUUCAUGGACUAAGGAAAGUUCAUGUUCCUCUUGAGGAAUGGGAAAUGCAUCAGUUGGCUGACAAAAUGGAGGAAGGACAUAAAGGACGGAUCAACUUCAGAUAUCUCAACGUCUGUGUGCGCUUACAAGCUAGAAAAAUAAGGCUCAUUGAGAUGGCAGAAUCAGCAAAAAAGAAGCAGAGAACAAAAAGAAAUAAAUCUAUCAUGGCAUUACCCCCAAUCACAGAGCCAAAUCAACAAGCUGAAAGCAUUUCCCUUUUGACCAGUCAAGUAAGUUUAGAUUCCAUCAUGGCUUGUGAUAAAUCCUCUCUGGUGGGGUGCAAUCCACAAAAUGUUCAACAAGAUACCAAACAUCUGCCUUCUCCCUCUCAGUCAAUGUCAAUGGCACAGAAAGGCAAACAAAAAACUGUAUAUAACCUUGUUGAUAUGACAAAACCAUUAGCAAAUAAACCAUGUGAUACACAGAGAGCUGCCAACAGAAAGAAACAAGACAAGAGAUGUAAGACAGCAUCUGCUCCAAUGGGUAGUUCAUUGACCAGAACUACCCGAAGAAAUGAAUCAACAUCAUACAUGGAGCUUCUGAGUGAUUUGAGUAUAUAAUCGACUGCCAGGAUUGAGCUCUGUGCAAAACUAGGCUACUUAGAACUCCAAUAGUCCACCUGCUGUUUUCUCUCAGACAGAGAUCAGGUGGUUUAUGGUGUAGUUUUUGUGCAAAAAUCAACGCUGGACAGAACAGAAAUGUGCACAGCUAGUGAAGAACCUGAGAAAUAUCUAUCUAGUGGAAGAAAAAUUGUUCCCAUGACCCUGAUAGAAGGUAACUAAUUGGUGGUGCCACAUUGCUUAAUUGUAAUGGAAUUUAAUAGCUUAUGGGAACCUUA